Molecule: messenger RNA, 1931 nt
Organism: Erinaceus europaeus (western European hedgehog)
Lineage: Eukaryota; Metazoa; Chordata; Mammalia; Eulipotyphla; Erinaceidae
Gene: MCOLN1
Product: mucolipin TRP cation channel 1
Exons: 13
Coding region: 99-1916 (605 amino acids)
Cellular component (GO): plasma membrane; lysosomal membrane
Molecular function (GO): NAADP-sensitive calcium-release channel activity
Source: RefSeq, a predicted model, not a curated record
CCUCCGCCGUCACGUGAUCCUGCGGCAAGUCAGCUGAUGUGUGAGGUUUUGAAGCGGCGCGGCUUGCCAGCGAGGCCGCAGACCCCGCCCGCGCCGGUAUGGCAGCCCCCGGGGGCCGGCGGUGCUCAGAGACCGAGCGCCUCCUGAGCCCCAACCCUAGCUAUGGGACCCAGGGGGGCCCCUCUCUGGCCCCUCCCACCCCCCUGGAGGAGGAAGACUUACGGAGGCGGCUGAAGUAUUUCUUCAUGAGUCCUUGCGACAAGUUCCGCGCCAAGGGACGUAAGCCCUUCAAGCUGAUGCUCCAGGUGGUGAAAAUCCUGGUGGUCACCGUACAGCUCAUCCUCUUCGGACUCAGCAACCAGCUGGCUGUGACCUUCCGGGAGGAGAACACCGUGGCCUUCCGCCACCUCUUCCUGCUGGGCUACUCGGACGGGGCGGAUGACACGCUGGCCGCCUAUACCCGAGAGCAGCUCUAUCAAUCCAUCUUCUAUGCUGUGGACCAGUACCUUCUGCUCCCUGAAGUGUCCCUGGGCCGUUAUGCCUACGUGCGGGGAGGAGGCGGCCCUUCAGCCAAUGGCUCGGCCCUGGCUCUCUGCCAACGCUACUACUACCACGGCCACGUGGACCCAGCCAAUGACACCUUCGACAUCGACCCCAAGGUGGUCACAGACUGCAUCCUGGUGGACCCCCCGGAGAGACCCCCCGUACCCCCCAGCGAAGAUCUCUUUGUCUUGGACAGCAGUGCUGGUUACAGAAACCUCACACUGAAGUUUCACAAGCUGAUCAAUGUCACCAUUCGCUUCCAGUUGAAGACGAUUAAUCUCCAGAGCCUAAUUAACAACGAGAUUCCUGACUGUUACACCUUUACUGUCCUGAUCACUUUUGACAACAAGGCUCAUAGCGGACGUGUGCCCAUCCAGCUGCAGACUCAGGCCCACAUCCAGGAGUGCAAACACACCAGCGUGUUUGGACAUGGAGACAACAGCUUCCGCCUGCUAUUCGAUAUUCUCGUCAUUCUGAUCUGUUCCUUCUCCUUCCUGCUCUGUGCCCGCUCCCUGCUCCGUGGCUUUCUGCUGCAAAACGAGUUUGUGGGCUUCAUGUGGCGUCAGCGCGGCCACCCCAUUGGCUUGUGGGAGCGUCUGGAGUUUGUCAACGGUUGGUACAUCCUCCUGGUCACCAGCGACAUCCUCACUGUCACGGGGACGGUCAUGAAGAUUGGCAUCGAGGCCAAGAACUUGGCGAGCUACGACGUGUGUAGCAUCCUCUUGGGGACCUCCACGCUGCUGGUGUGGGUAGGCGUCAUCCGCUACCUGACCUUCUUCCAUAAGUAUAAUAUCCUGAUUGCUACACUGCGGGUGGCACUCCCCAGCGUCAUGCGUUUCUGCUGUUGCGUGGCUGUCAUCUACCUGGGUUACUGCUUCUGCGGCUGGAUUGUCCUAGGGCCUUACCACGUCAAGUUCCGCUCACUGUCCAUGGUGUCCGAGUGCCUCUUCUCGCUCAUCAAUGGCGACGACAUGUUCGUGACCUUCGCGGCCAUGCAGGCGCAGCAGGGCCGGAGCGGCCUAGUGUGGCUCUUCUCGCAGCUCUACCUGUACUCCUUCAUCAGCCUCUUCAUCUACAUGGUGCUCAGCCUCUUCAUCGCCCUCAUCACAGGCGCCUACGACACCAUCAAGCACCCCGGCACCGUGGAGCAGAGCGAGCUGCAGGCUUACAUCGCCCAGUGUCAGGACCACCCAACUUCUGGCAAGUUCCGCCGCGGGAGUGGCUCGGCCUGCAGUCUCUUGUGCUGCUGUGGCAGGUUCGACACCCGGCUGGGUGGGGACGGGAGUCCAGGGUCCGAGGACCCCCCCCAUGCCGGGCUGACCGCUCCCUUCUGCAGGGACCCUUCAGAGGAGCCUUCGCUGCUGGUGAAUUAAUUGACUGGUACAGGA